This is a messenger RNA of Chlorocebus sabaeus (green monkey), 443 nucleotides long. NCBI's taxonomy places the organism in Eukaryota, Metazoa, Chordata, Mammalia, Primates, Cercopithecidae. The record is from RefSeq and is a predicted model, not a curated record.
AUGCCGGGCCGCGCGCGGGCUGCUGGGAACGGGGCAGAGCGCGGCCGCGCCGGCGCAUUGAGAGAAGCGGAAAUCGCCGCGAAGGACGUGUUCCUCAUGAUUCGGCGCCACAAGACCGCCAUCUUCACUGAUGCCGAGGAGCCCAGCACGGUGUUCGAGCUGAAGUGCAUCGUGGAGGGAAUCCUCAAGCGGCCUCCCGACGAGCAGCGGCUAUGCAAGGACGACCAGCUCUUGGAUGAUGGCAAGACACUUGGCGAGUGUGGCUUCACCAGCCAAACAGCAUGGCCACUGGCUCCAGCCAUAGUGGGGCUGGCCUUCCAGGCAGACGACACCUUUGAGGCCCUGUGCAUCGAGCCGUUCUCCAGCCCGCCCGAGCUGCUCGUCGUGAUGAAGCCCCAGGACUCUGGAAACAGUGCCGGUGAACCAGCUGUGCAGUGAGGACC